AUGCAGCUCGAUGACUGGGGCACGUAUCGCGAGACACUGCUCUACGCACGAGAGCUGGCCGUGCUUCUCCCGUCGUCGUGGAGUGAGUUGUCGAGUGACAAGUCAGCGACAAAGGCUUCUUCGUCGCUGCCACAUUCUGGUUCAUUGCCGUCUCUUGCGCUCGUGAAGCAAGUGGAAGUGCCUUUGCUGACGCAGUGGAUGACGGCGGCGGCAGCAGUACCCAUCACUUGCCAUUGUAGCAGUGCAGGAGACGGUGUCGAAGUUAUGGAUCAUGCCACUGCCGUCGUAGCGGCGCGUUGGACGAGGAAUCUGGGCAUGUGGAUUGCCUUGCGAGUAGAGUAUCUGUGCAUCACAAGUGGGGGAGUGCUGACCCUCGAGGAAGAGAACGAAGUGCAGCGCUACAGGCAGUAUUUUGUGCCCGUUGCGUGGCCGAUGCUGGAUCUACGCAUUCGAGAGCGACUCGCUUCGCGUCUGUGCGCAUUGGCAGAGAAACGAGGAGCGAGCCAGUCAAUGGGCGGCACCAGCUGCACCAGUGACAUGGCUGCCUCUUCCUCCUGCGUCACUCUUCUCAGCAAGGAUGAGGAAGGCGAACAGGCGUGUGAUGAAGUGUGCACGCGGGCUAUGGAGGCUACCCAGCGUGUGGCGCGCGAGCAGCUCCGCAUCAGCUGGGACGCGUUGCACCCCAGCAGUAUUCCUGCUACGGUGGGCGCGAAGCUGAAGCGGCUUUCCGCGCAGCAGAGUCGGCACCAGAAAUCUGAAACCGACUCUUUAACGCGACCGGUCGUAGUGCACACCAACUGUCUUGGUGGCCUCCUAUACGCGUUGACGCGUUUUCGGCUGCGGCCGCAACGGCAACAUGCAGACCACGACUCGGCGCCAUGGCUGACCUUAACGCACAAUGCACUUCUUCACAUUGGCUACGACCUACUCACCAAGGUGAGGUCGUCCGUGAUAGAGCGCUGCUACUACCUUAUCCCCGCCCUGCUCGACUAUGAGUCGUGCUUACUCUUGUGCGAGGCGCUGCUAAAGGAAAGCGCUGCAUUGCAGGCGCACGAGAAAGAACUGACGAGGACACAGAGCAUCUUGCGGCUCACUCUACAGAGUUUGCUGCAGUGUGCCCUUGGUAUGUAUCGGCAUGCCAUUGAGGCCUUGUUGGUUGACUACAAGAAGAAUGCUUGCAAGUCGUCUGCAGGUUCUACUCCACGACUUGUGAAGGUGUCAGCACCUCUGUCGUCCGCGAACCCGCUUGUCGCUCAAGAACCCGCACAAAAGCAGUACGCAUCCAGUGCCGUCGUUCCGUUGGAACCGCCAACCCGCCCGGGUGCUGCUGAUGGACGCAGUGCAUCAGCUGUGAUGCGGCUCUCAGAACCAGCUUUUUCUAUCUUGGUGGAAGUGCUGGAGCCAACUUGUGAUCUACUGCAACGCUACCCCGUGGACUGGAAUGUCCUUUCGACCAGGUUGCUCACAUGCCCCGAUGGGCGCGACCAGGGUGAGGCUUUUGAUGGCCACACAGCAAGCGGAGGGGGACUGCUCUCUCCUUCAUCCCGCAGGCAGCGCCUGGUGAGCCAGCAGCCACAGCGCUCUACUGCCGUGGAUGUGCGAAGAGAGGUAGUGUCUUUUCUUGAUGCAGAGGUGCCCAAAUGCUUUGCCGCUGCUGCGGCAGGGUCUGGAGCGGCCGCCAAAAAGGCGCAGCAGCAGGCAACCACAGAUGCAUACCUUACGGCCACGUACCUCUCCACGUAUGGACCACACUGGCUAUAG
Leishmania mexicana MHOM/GT/2001/U1103 is the source of this 1761-nucleotide messenger RNA. RefSeq lists its product as hypothetical. The coding region runs from base 1 to 1761 and encodes 586 amino acids. The record is from RefSeq and is a predicted model, not a curated record. The transcript has a single exon. Lineage: Eukaryota; Euglenozoa; Kinetoplastea; Trypanosomatida; Trypanosomatidae.